CAUCUUGGACGGUUGCUUCUUUUGUUUUUGUUUUUCGUAAUUUUGUUUAGAAAAGGUUAAUGAUGUUGUCUGUGUAGCAGUACCUUCAUAGCCUCAUAUUAUCAUCUACAAUGCAUCAUUGACUGAUUUUUUUUAGUUUUUGUUUUUGGGUCUUUGAGCUUUGGGUAGCUGUUUCCUGAGUACAAUAUAAAAAAGUUCCCUUUUAUGGAAAUGGGAUCUGCUUUUUCCCAACUCAUAAAAAAAUAAGAAUAAAACUGAUUAUUAGAACCUAUAAUAACAGUAACAAUAUGCUAAUAGUCUGAUUCCUCUGGAAAAGGAACUCAUGGAGGUCAUGAUUUCUCCUACACUGCUUGUUGUCUCAUCUGCCCAAAUGCCAUAAACAAUUCCAAAAUUGGUCAUGUUUUGUCUUUCUGUUGUGGCCUGGUUCUGACCUGAAUUUACUUCUUGCGAUUCAAAGAGAGGAAUGGAGGGUGACACAUUCUCUGGCCUUGCCAAUGGUGCUCAGAUUGAUGCCAACAUCAUGCAGACAUUUCACAAGAGCUUUGUUCAAGUUCAGAGCAUCUUUGAUCAGAACAGGCUACUCAUCAAUGAGAUAAACCAGAACCAUGAGUCUAAGGUCCCUGAUAACCUCACCAGGAAUGUAGGUCUCAUUAGGGAGCUCAACAACAAUAUCAGAAGAGUGUAUGACCUAUAUGCUGAUCUUUCAAGUUCCUUUACCAAAUCCAUGGAAGUUACUUCAGAGGGGGAUUCCAGUGGUGGUGUGAAAUCAGAUGGGAAGGCAGGCCACAAGAGACACAGGCCUGUGUAGAGACUUUGUUUCCCUGUGAUUCUUUUGCUUGAUGGAGAAGUACAAGAAGUGUUGAAGGGUAGAACACAAGGUUAGAAGAUUCAGUAGUUGAAGAAGCUCUAUUGUGUUACAGGACUGCUAGUACAUCACUUGUUCCUUAUAUUCCAAAUAAAAAAUUAUAUAUUGAUUUUUAUCUACAAUUCUCUCAUUGUAAUUUGUAACCAUGUAAUUUGGGAUCUAAUAGAAAUCUAGCAUGAUUGUGCAACUAAUUCAAUCAUGCUACUGUUGUUCAAAGUGGAAA
Vigna radiata var. radiata (mung bean) is the source of this 1088-nucleotide messenger RNA. RefSeq names its product protein ELF4-LIKE 3. Gene Ontology annotation, biological process: entrainment of circadian clock; positive regulation of circadian rhythm. NCBI's taxonomy places the organism in Eukaryota, Viridiplantae, Streptophyta, Magnoliopsida, Fabales, Fabaceae. The record is from RefSeq and is a predicted model, not a curated record. The transcript has 2 exons. Bases 464 to 808 code for a protein of 114 amino acids.